GCUUAAUAAUAUUGGGUCCAUCAUGGGCCCAAUAUAUCAGUUUUAAGUGAGCGUACGGCAUCGUUUCAGUGAAAAAGGCUAUACGUCGUCGUUACAAUGGAUGCUUCUUACUUGCUUAGUUCACAGUAGACCACAGUCACACCAGAGCUAGAGAAGCCAUUAGCCAUGGCGAUGAAUCAUUUGCUUACUUUAGCUAAAUCAAUCGCUUAUACUGGUUCGUACUCAACUCUAAUCUCCGGUCAAUCUUCGACUAUCACCCUGGGGUUUCAUUUCUCUCUUCUCAAUUUUGAUUGAUUUUGAAAUAAACAAGUGUUGUUGUUUACUCCUAACUUAUUUUGUAGGUGGUUUAUUAACAUUUUUGGGUAUUUAAUAAAAUGAGAUUUCACCCAAAAUCCACAGAUACUCUCUUUUAAGCUGGACCCCUCCUCUCUGCAUGCACUAGAGUUAUGUUUAUGUUUACCUGAACACUGUUUGAUUGGAUCAAAGACUGUUGGAUUUUAUGAAAUGAAUGCAGAUUAGAUCAGUACCACAUCAAUGAGGGUAUAGAUGUUUGUAUAUUUGUGUAUACUGUAUAGGUGAGGCACAAUGAAACACACGAUGGAACUGAGAAGAGGACAAAUUGAGCGUUGUCUAACAACAUUUGACAGGUUCGGUGAAGUUAGUUAAUAAAUGACUUGUGUUUCUUCGUAAGCAUCGAAAUCAGAUUCCUUUACCCAAAAAAAUAAGAAAAAAAGAGAUCGAUUGUGUAAGACAUAUCUCUCUCUCUCUCUCUUCUCUCAUAUCUCUUCUUCCUCCUUCCUCGGUUUCAUCGUCCACUGCAUUUCAUCUGUCUCAACAAUGGCGUCAUUGUCGGUACCUUACGCCAAGAUCUGUGCCUCAAACCGGCUGGUCGGAUCUAUUCCUAGAUACCAGUGGCAGCCGCAACCCAAUGGGAUAUCCUUUCUUUCCGAUGUAUCUCAGAACCGUUUGUUUCCUUCGUCUUCUACAGAAUCAAUCUACGAUCUGGAGGUUACGUGCGACAACCAAUGAGGUUGUCUCUAACUCUACCCCAAUGGCUAAUGGUGGUUAUUUGAACGGUAAAGUGAAGACCAAUGUUCCUGAACCCGCCGAGCUCUCUGACUUUAUGGCUAAAGUCUCUGGUCUUCUUAAGCUUGUGGAUUCAAGAGACAUAGUGGAACUUGAACUAAAGCAGCUCGACUGUGAAAUCGUAAUUCGAAAGAAGGAAGCUUUGCAGCAAGCUGCACCACCAGCUCCAGUUUAUCACUCGAUGCCUCCUCCCAUGGCAGGCCUUCCAAUGCCUCCAUCUCAACCAGUGGCUCCUCCUGCUUCUCCUACUCCCUCCUCAGCCCCUGAAACAGCGAAACCAACACCUGCGCCAUCCUCGUCUCAUCCUCCACUCAAGAGCCCUAUGGCUGGUACUUUCUACAGAUCUCCUGGACCCGGUGAACCGCCUUUUGUCAAGGUUGGAGAUAAGGUGCAGAAGGGUCAAGUUGUUUGCAUUAUCGAAGCAAUGAAACUGAUGAACGAGAUUGAGGCUGAGAAAUCAGGAACCAUCACUGAAUUACUAGCUGAAGAUGGAAAACCGGUCAGCGUUGACACGCCUCUGUUUAUCAUCGCACCUUGAUACCAAGAAGCAUCGUUUUAGCUCGUUCAGAACAUCUUCAAACUCUUGGCUUUGUUGCUAUACGGACGUGCUGAAAAUCAUUAAGUAAUUACUUCGGUUUGGUUUCGAUUUUCUAUUUUCUUUUGAAGUGUCACUUUCUUUCGGGAAUUACGUAACGUGUAUGCAUGUCUUUUAGAAUAAAUUUGACAAAGAUACAAGUUACUUAGUGAUGGAUAUGUUUCAACCAUGGUUUGAUCAGGAAAAUGUGUUGUUCGGAUAAUACUAAAUGAAAAAUUCAUUCAGUGAUUCAGUGAUGAAAAAUUCAGAGUCUGAUUACUUUAUAUGAAAGAAACUUGAAAUCAGUGAAAUCGGUAGACCAAACGCAGAUAGUGCAACAAAGAGGCAUUCUCACGUAAGUACAAUUCGGUAAGCAGAAAUGAAGCAAUAAACAGUGACGUCGUUACCUAAAGAGAAACCAUAUAUAAAUAGCAAAAUGAAAUGAAAAGUAAGUGACACCAAGAAAUUGAAGAAAUUGACCAAAAUACCCUAUUCCCUUCCCAAUUCCGGUCUUGUAUGUUUUUCGUCCUAAACAAAAGGGUUCAACCGUGUGUCUUCCUAAUUUUGUAAGAAAUCAUACUGUACACUGGUUAAGAGCCUACAAUAACAGCGUUUUUGAUUUUUCUUUUUCUUUUUCUUUUUGCGCCGCUUUAUGUACAGUAAUCUAUAAAAGGAUGCAAGUGGGAUCUCUCACCUUACCUUCUGUUGCUACUUCUGGUGCUGUAACUUAGUCUCCGAGCAGUCAUACCACCUCCUCCUCCUCCUCUUCCUCCAUUCCAACCCCUGUCAUCAAUCUCGUCAUCAUCCUCCUCUUCAUUGUAGGCCACUGCUUUUUUAGCAGAUCUUGAGCUUUUUCUUGGCGUUGGCCGUUUCCUCUUUACGUUUGUUGAAUAAAUGGUGAAAUCAAGUGUAUCUUCUCUCAUCGCGUUCUUAAACUCCUGAUAUCUCUGAACUAACUCUUGAUAUGUUGAAGGUAAGUCAGUUCGAGUUUCGCCGAGGUCAAAGGCAACAUUUUGUCUGGACAGAGGAUCUCCUGGCUUCAAUGGUUCCGUCGGAGAAUAGGCUUGGCACCGGUCAUCAUUUAAGCUGUAGGUGACUUUUAAAUAUCUUUUGAGCUUCAAAAGAAGUUGUAAAGCUAUAGCUGAUAAGCAAUCAACCUGAAAGAGCACCAAAAGAAAGAAUGGCAUGAUUAGAAAACCCCAUAUGUCAUAACAACGAUGAUCUAAAGAGUGCUCAAUUUGGAUAAACCAUGACAUGUCCAUCUGUCCCAACCAAUCAAAAGAUGCAAGUUUUUAGAUUUUGGAUAUCUAGAAAACCAAAACAAAAUCCUUGAGAAAGGAAAAACCGAACUGAAACAAUUGUAUAUGCCUGAUUAAAAUCAAACCGAC
This is a messenger RNA of Thlaspi arvense, 3048 nucleotides long. NCBI's taxonomy places the organism in Eukaryota, Viridiplantae, Streptophyta, Magnoliopsida, Brassicales, Brassicaceae. The record is from the annotation of a GenBank genome assembly.